Messenger RNA from Acanthosepion pharaonis, 669 nucleotides. The record is from the annotation of a GenBank genome assembly. NCBI's taxonomy places the organism in Eukaryota, Metazoa, Mollusca, Cephalopoda, Sepiida, Sepiidae.
AUGUUUACCCUCAUUGGGUUUAAUCUAUCAUCGGCAGCUGCAAUAGAAACGGGUGAAAAUGAUACACCAAAAUCAAUGGACGAUUUCAAAGAAAAUCUCGAAAAUCUUCUUCAUGUUUUCUCUGAAGCGAUACAAGAAAAGGCUGAAUCCGAUGAGAAUAUGGAUCUGAAGGACCUUAUUCCGGAAAUUAAAAUUCAUGAUGAAGACGACAAACUGGAGGUACCUAAUGAAGAGUCUUCCAUUGAGACUGAAGAGGAAGAAGAUCCCCUAAGUGAUGAAAUUUCAACUGGCGAAGAUGACGAAAAUGCCAAUAGCAGAAUAUAUUGUUACUGGCGAGGUCGUUAUGGUCGUUGCUGUAAAAGAUUUAGAAUUUUCAGAACUAGAAUUAUGUUGAAUGUCUGUCUCAGUGCUUAUAUUUACCUACCAAGAUAUAUGAAAAUUACUCUUCGACUUAACGGACAUACAUUAUGGCGGCAUACUCUCAUAUCUCAUCACAGGUACCAAGUAUGCUUGAGGAGAGGUCACUUGCACAUUUGCUUCAACAUAUAUAAAUUAUAUAUUUCCUCGCACAGUGUCCAUGCAUGUCUCUCUUUCCACGUACAUUAUCAUUUUUUUCACUAUGGACUCCUCUCUCUCUCUCUCUCUCUCUCUCUCUCUCUCUCUCUCUGA